UGUUGGACUCGAAUUAUGAAGGACACGAAAGUGGUUUGGAAUCAUGAAACGCAUGUGGUACAUUAGCCCAGUUUAAACCUUUGUUUUUCUGAUUAUUUCUGUAGAUAACGGGCAAGAUAACCCACCGAAAUAGCGAGAAUUUAACUUGCUGCCGGUGGCCACCCUAUUUGUUUACAUGCUUGGAGAUGCAGGAAGCGACCGAGCUGUCACAGACUGCUAGCUCAGCUAGCUAGCUAGCUAACCAGUCACGGUUUCGUUGCAAAACAGUUGUUGACCUUGCAUUUGACACAGAUGUAGGUAAAUUUGAUCACUGAAUCAAGAGAAUGGCAACGGAGGCAGCAGUGUCCACACCUGGUCGGCCUCAGAUCCCUAACUCUGCUCAGAGAGACUACUACUGGGUCCGCUCCUUUGUAGCUGGAGGGGUUGCAGGAUGCUGUGCCAAAUCGACUAUUGCUCCCCUGGACAGAGUCAAGAUUUUACUACAGGCUCAUAACCCCCACUAUAAAGACCUUGGAGUGGUCGCUACACUCCGAGCUGUGCCAAAAAAAGAGGGCUACCUGGGCCUGUACAAAGGCAAUGGAGCUAUGAUGGUUAGGAUAUUCCCCUAUGGAGCCAUUCAGUUUAUGGCCUUUGACAACUACAAAAAGUGGCUCAGUAAACAGUUGGGGAUCUCUGGACACAUCCACCGGCUCAUGGCAGGAUCCAUGGCAGGUAUGACCGCAGUGAUCUGCACCUACCCUCUCGAUGUGAUCCGCGCCAGGCUAGCGUUCCAGGUGAAAGGGCAUCACCGCUAUACGGGCAUUGGCAACGCCUUUCAGACCAUAUACCUGAAGGAAGGGGGAAUCCCUGGGUUCUACAGGGGUUUGAUCCCCACCCUCAUAGGCAUGGCUCCAUACGCAGGCUUUUCGUUCUUUACAUUUGGAACUCUAAAGAGCCUGGGUCUGGCCCACUUCCCAGAGCUACUGGGCCGGCCAUCUUCAGACAACCCUGAGGUCUUGGUGCUGAAGACCCACAUCAACCUUCUGUGUGGAGGCGUGGCCGGGGCCAUCGCUCAAACCAUAUCUUACCCUCUUGACGUUGCCAGGAGGAGGAUGCAGUUAGGAACAGUGCUUCCUGACUCAGAGAAAUGUCGCACUCUGAUCAAGACUCUUAAGUAUGUGCACCAGCAAUAUGGGGUCAAGAAGGGUCUUUACCGAGGCUUGUCUCUCAACUACAUCCGAUGUGUGCCCUCUCAGGCUGUGGCCUUCACCACCUACGAGUUUAUGAAGCAGGUUCUCCACCUCAACUAGCCCAGUCCUUCAUCCCCCCAGCUCCAUACAGCUUACCGUUGUUCCUCAGACCCAUAGCUCUACUGUGCUGAGGGUCCCAGCCUACUAUCCACCUCCAGUGUCCUUGCUCCGGGGAGGUUUGGCCUUUGUGACUCCACCUCUCUGAGAAACAUAUUUCUCAACUGCCCAGCCUGUGGUUUGGCUUCACACAACCACCACUGCAACUGUCCCCAUGGAUACAAGGGGCAAUGGCAUUUCCUGCUCAGGGGGGGUGGCUUGAAGAAAUUCUGUGUUCCCUGACAGUGUUGUUGGCCAAUGCCACAACUUGAUUAUGUAAUCUACCCAGCCACUGCCAAUGGCAUUAGAGAUCACACUGGCCAAUCUGCCUUAGGCACCCAGCAGUGUCAUAGAGAAAUGGGACCUGACCCAGGCUUAAUCACCUUUACCUCAUAUCAGUUAUGAAACUGAUGUCGAAGGUCAAUGUCUUGUCUAUUGUUUAAUAACCAGACAUUAGAAUUCUUAUUUUCCAAAAUGUAAUGCUUACUAUAUCUUGAUGUUUUAACAAAAGUAGCAUUUAAGAGUAGCACUUAAGAGUUCUGUCAUGGGGUAUCGUAUAUUUCAGGUAAUUGUGUGUCCUUUCUGUGGUAUAAGUUUGGGGUCCAAUGCCUAUUAGAUGAGCCAAUGAACGACUAGCUGUAGAAGGAUGUCACACAUUUACUGCAAUGUGAACGACUCUUCAUUAUGGGAGUUUCCUGGUUGCUGGCUGGCUGGUUACAGCUCUUGCCAAUACAACGUUGUCAUUAGCAUGAUUUGGGGUUUGGCUCCCAGGCAACUGAGAGGCGGAUCUGAAAGUCAGGGAAAGAUAAGCUGUCCUGUGGUAAGAGGUAUGGAAAUGUAGUUUUACAUUAGGCCUAACUGUAUGAUGAUUCUGCUGUAAUGGUGUGUACAUUAUCUACAUCUGUACAUUAUGACAGUGGUUGUGUAGCUUACAAGUUUAUUGUCCAUUCAGGUAAAGCUGUGACAUGGAACAGGUUUUUUUUUAAGAGACAGGAACAAGUUAAUCAGAAAUGAGAUGUGUUAAGAAGUUGUUCCAGUCUAAUAAUGACUAAUUUAACCUGGAGGAAUGUGCACUUGAAUGUGCAACUUUUGCUUAUUUUUUGAUGAAAAAUUUGAAUGUAUUUGAUUUGUCCACUGGUUGGCAGUAGUGCGUCAAAUGUGUCACGUUUACGCCACAGUAUCAUACAUCUAAACUGGAUAUGGAUCGCUGUACUGAAGUCUUGAUGUCAGUACAGAUAUAAUCACUCAUCUGACCGUAUGUAACAAUGUGUAUAAGCAGUAGCACAGACAUUUCCUUCACUGUAUGCUUGUGUACUUUACUUGAUGGUGAAGUAGUGUUUUUUUAGCCAAAGAAAGAUUAGAUAACAUUUGCACAUCAGUCUCUGCAGAGUUGUGUUGUUGCCUUUCUUACUCCUUAGUCCUCUACCACAUAGGCUGUGCUUUUCCUGUUCAGGUUUUCUAUUAGCAAAGGGGGAUAGCAUACAAGGAGAGGAAUACACUCCACAAUGUUGGUAAUUUAGGCAAGAACUGGAGAUUAACAGCAGUUGACACAAACCAAAAUGGAUAUUUUGGUUUAAACCUCAGUCAAGUACAUAACAUUACGUUGUGAUCAUCUUGACAGUGAUUUUUGGAACAGUGAUACACAGUGCCAAUGAGAUGUUUACCCUUGCACGCUCUUUCUCUCAACUUUGCCUCUUAUAUUUGUAUACCGGUACUCAACUGCUGUACUUUCAUGUUCUUGUUUUGUCUUGACUAUCUUAAAACAAUUGUUUAAGUGAAUACAAACCAAGGUUGUGUUCAGAAAGUAUGAACAUAAAAUUGUCAUUUAACAGAAUUAGAUACUUCUGGAUCUCGACACAA
This is a messenger RNA of Osmerus eperlanus (European smelt), 3185 nucleotides long. RefSeq names its product solute carrier family 25 member 16 (gene slc25a16). The transcript is spliced from 10 exons. Gene Ontology annotation, biological process: mitochondrial coenzyme A transmembrane transport. Lineage: Eukaryota; Metazoa; Chordata; Actinopteri; Osmeriformes; Osmeridae. Gene Ontology annotation, cellular component: mitochondrial inner membrane. Gene Ontology annotation, molecular function: coenzyme A transmembrane transporter activity. Bases 324 to 1289 code for a protein of 321 amino acids. The record is from RefSeq and is a predicted model, not a curated record.